CAAAUUCCCACACCAUUAUUCCGCAACCACCCGAAUUUUGGUUAAUUGUAAACCCAAUCAAUUAUACCGGCAUACAGAUCAAACCUGACCCACCCAAUUCCAAUCUCAAAUCGGGCAUUUCCCGAUUCGCAUUCCCUCUCGGUGUUCCAAAUCCAACACCACCCUAAUGUUUCUCGGUUCGGACGAUCCGAUCUCUGCCAAACGUCUCCGGAGCUCCGACAAAGACAUACCGUCAGCUCAAGACAGAUUGGAUUAAGUAGCAUCAGUUCCACGUUAUGGAAAUUUCAAGUGAGGCCCCAGUUAAGAGACCAAAGCGGUUGACAUCUGUUGUAUGGAAUCACUUCGAAAGAAUUAGAAAGGGAGACAUUUGUUAUGCUGUUUGUGUUCACUGCAAAAAGAAACUUAGUGGAUCAAGUAACAGUGGGACAACGCACCUGAGAAACCAUCUGAUAAGAUGUCUCAAGAGGUCCAAUUAUGACGUUUCGCAGAUACUUUCCGCAAAAAGAAAGAGAAAGGAGACUACCCUUUCUAUUGCAAGUGUCACCUAUGAAGAAGGGCAAAGAAAAGAUGAAACCAUUGCCCCCAUGAGCUACAAAUUUGAUCAAGAGCCAAAGAAGGAAGAGAAUAUUAUCCCUUUCAACAUGGGGAGUGUUAAGUUUGACCAAGAACGAAGUAGACUUGAUUUCACCCGCAUGGUUAUGUUACACGGCUAUCCAUUGUCCAUGGUUGAUCACGUAGGUUUCAAAAUUUUUGUGAAGAACUUGCAACCUUUGUUUGAGGUCAUGACUAGUAGCGCCAUUGAACUUGACUGUAUGACCAUUUAUGCUCAAGAGAAGCAGAAAGUUUAUGAAGAAAUACACAAUCUGAAUGGAAGAAUAAGUCUUGUGGCUGACACAUGGGUGUCACAUGACAGUGGAAGGUAUCUAUGCUUGACUGCUUACUACAUCGAUGAAAAUUGGAAGCUGAAGAAGAAAAUUCUGAAUUUUAUCACACUCAACACCGAUGACACAGAUGACCUACUUUCAGAAGUCGUUAUUAAGUGUUUGACCGACUGGUCCAUUGACCGGAAGUUGUUUUCCAUGACUUUUGAUGAAUGCUCAGGCUAUGAUGAUGUGGUCUUUAGAAUCAAAGACUGGCUAUCUCAGAACAAACCACUUUUAAAGAACGGUGAUUUCUUCGAUGUCCGUUGUGCAUCAAAUGUUUUAAAGUCCAUGGUUCUUGAUGUUUUGGAAGCCCUCCGAGGUCUGAUCCACAAGAUCCGGGAAAGUAUAAGGCAUGUCAAAAGCUCACAAAUUACUCUUGGAAAAUUCAGUGAGAUUGCCCGUCAAGUUGGGAUCAUCACUGAGAGGCAUCUGGUUCUUGACUACCCAAUGCAAUGGCAUUCAACAUAUAUGAUGCUUGAAACGGCACUGGAGUAUAGGUGUGCCUUCUCUGUCCUGCAAGAGAACGAUAAUGACUACAAAAUAAGUCUGUCUGAUACCGAGUGGGAAUGGUUAAAUUCUCUUACGGGUUACAUAAAACUCCUAGUUGAAGUUACUAAAAUAUUCUCAGCAAACAAACAUUUAACUGCAAAUGUCUAUUUUCCGGAGGUGUGUGAUAUUCACAAGCAAUUAACGGAGUGGUGUAAGAGCUCUGAUGAGUUUCUUGGUGAUAUUGCAAACAAGAUGAAAACCAAAUUUGACCAGUUUUGGAGUAAGUGCAACCAAUCUUUAGCAAUAGCUGCUAUUUUGGAUCCUCGAUUCAAGAUGAAGCUGGUUGAGUUUUAUUAUCCUCAGAUUUACGGUAGUGAUGCUCCAAAUCACAUCAAGACAUUGUCUGAAGCCAUAACACAGCUUUUCAAUGAGUAUGCAAUAGGUUCUUCAGCAUCACUAGAUCAAGACCCUUCUGCUCCUGGAAACUUACCUAGCAGCAGUUCUGUAACUAGAGAUAGGCUAAGGGGCUUUGACAAAUUUCUACAAGAGACUUCACAAAACCUGAGCAUGCCUUCAGAUUUAGCUAAGUAUUUGGAAGAGCCAGUGUUUCCCCGCAAUUAUGAUUUCAACAUAUUGAAUUGGUGGAAAGUUCAUACUCCUAGGUACCCUAUAUUAUCUAUGAUUGCACGUGAUGUGUUGGGAAUUCCUGCAUCCACACUUGGACCAGAAUUAGCAUUCAGCAAUAAAGUUAAGAUGCUCGAUCAGCAAAAGAGUUUGCUUAGCGCAGAUGUCCGAGAGGCUUUAGUGUGCGGUCAAGACUGGUUGCGUUUAGAAGCUGAAGAUAACAACCCAUCCAGCAGCAACUAUGCUUUACCACUGCUCAUUGAAUCAAGUUAACAGCCAUAUGAGUGCAUGGGUGUUGACUGAAGGAUUCUUAGGCAAGGGUGAUUAGUAUGUGUAUUCUUUAGAUGUUUAUGAACCCUUUGCUCCAAUUGCAUUGGUUACGACUAGCUGAAUGUGUA
This is a messenger RNA of Cuscuta europaea, 2434 nucleotides long. The record is from the annotation of a GenBank genome assembly. NCBI's taxonomy places the organism in Eukaryota, Viridiplantae, Streptophyta, Magnoliopsida, Solanales, Convolvulaceae.